CGUGAGCUGUCAGUUCGGGCGGACGGGCAAUGGCCGCCGGGCGUGUGAAGGGCGCCGCGCUCCCGCCGUCUCCCGUCUGCUGACCGCGCCGCGGGCUGCCUUCCCGGGCUGCCCCCCGGAGCCGCUGGGCCGGCGGCCAUUCGGUACUGGGAUAGACACCACACUUCCUGCCAACAUGUCGGUUCUGAUAUCGCAGAGUGUGAUCAAUUACGUGGAGGAGGAAAACAUCCCCGCCUUGAAAGCUCUUCUGGAGAAAUGCAAAGACGUGGACGAGAGAAACGAGUGCGGCCAGACCCCGCUGAUGAUCGCUGCCGAGCAGGGCAACCUGGAGAUCGUGAAGGAGCUGAUCAAGAAUGGAGCCAACUGCAACCUGGAAGACCUGGACAACUGGACGGCGCUCAUAUCGGCCGCCAAGGAAGGGCACCUGCACGUCGUGGACGAGCUGCUGAAGUGCGGGGCGAACCUGGAGCACCGCGACAUGGGCGGAUGGACGGCGCUGAUGUGGGCCUGUUACAAGGGCCGGACUGACGUGGUGGAGCUGCUGCUCUCGCACGGAGCCAACCCGAACGUCACCGGCCUGUACAGCGUCUACCCCAUCAUCUGGGCAGCGGGCAGAGGCCACGCGGACAUAGUGCAGCUGCUGCUGCAGAACGGCGCCAAGGUCAACUGCUCCGACAAGUACGGAACCACCCCUUUGGUCUGGGCCGCGCGCAAGGGCCACCUGGACUGCGUGAAGCACCUGCUGGCCAUGGGAGCCGACGUGGACCAGGAAGGCGCGAACUCCAUGACCGCCCUCAUCGUGGCUGUGAAAGGCGGCUACACCCAGUCCGUGAAGGAGAUCUUGAAGAGGAACCCCAACGUGAACCUGACGGACAAGGACGGGAACACCGCGCUGAUGAUCGCGUCCAAGGAGGGCCACACGGACAUCGUGCAGGACCUGCUGGACGCCGGCACCUACGUGAACAUCCCCGACAGGAGCGGGGACACCGUGCUGAUCGGCGCCGUCAGAGGCGGCCACGUGGAGAUCGUCCGCGCGCUGCUCCAGAAGUACGCCGACAUCGACAUCCGGGGGCAGGACAAUAAAACUGCUCUGUACUGGGCUGUGGAGAAAGGAAACGCGACCAUGGUGAGAGACAUCCUGCAGUGCAAUCCCGACACGGAAAUAUGCACCAAGGACGGCGAGACGCCGCUGAUAAAGGCCACCAAGAUGCGGAACAUCGAGGUGGUGGAGCUGCUGCUGGACAAGGGGGCCAAGGUGUCUGCCGUGGACAGGAAAGGAGACACUCCCCUGCACAUCGCCAUCCGCGGGAGGAGCCGGAAGCUGGCGGAGAUGCUCCUGAGGAACCCCAAGGACGGCCGGCUGCUCUACCGGCCCAACAAGGCGGGCGAGACGCCCUACAACAUCGACUGCAGCCACCAGAAGAGCAUCCUGACACAGAUCUUCGGGGCCAGACACCUGUCGCCCACGGAGACGGACGGCGACAUGCUGGGCUACGACCUGUACAGCAGUGCGCUGGCGGACAUCCUCAGCGAGCCGACCAUGCAGCCGCCCAUCUGCGUGGGGCUGUACGCGCAGUGGGGCAGCGGCAAGUCCUUCCUGCUCAGGAAGCUGGAGGAUGAGAUGAAGACGUUCGCGGGGCAGCAGAUCGAGCCGCUCUUCCAGUUCUCGUGGCUGGUGGUGUUCCUGACGCUGCUGCUGUGCGGGGGCCUGGGCCUGCUGUUCGCCUUCACCGUGGACCUGACCCUCGGCGUGGCCGUGGCGCUGAGCGGCCUGGCCCUGCUGUACAUCUUCUUCACCGUCAUUUACUUCGGCGGCCGGAGGGAAGGCGAGAGCUGGAACUGGGCCUGGGCGCUCAGCACCAGGCUGGCCCGGCACAUCGGCUACCUGGAGCUGCUCCUCAAGCUGAUGUUCGUGAACCCGCCCGAGCUGCCGGAGCAGACCACCAAGGCCCUGCCCGUGCGGUUCCUGUUCACGGACUACAACCGCCUGUCCAGCGUCGGCGGGGAGACGUCCAUGGCGGAGAUGAUCGCCACCCUCUCGGACGCGUGCGAGAGGGAGUUUGGCUUCUUGGCGACCAGGCUUUUCCGAGUGUUCAAGACGGAGGACUCGCAGGGUAAGAGGAAGUGGAAGAAGACGUGCUGCCUCCCGUCCUUCGUCAUCUUCCUGUUCGUGCUGGGCUGCGUGGUGGCGGGCGUCACGCUCCUGGCCAUCUUCCGAGUGGACGCGAAGCACCUGACGGUGAACGCCGUCCUCAUCGCCAUCGCCGCCGUCGUGGGGCUGGCCCUGCUGCUCAACUGCCGCACCUGGUGGCAGGUGCUGGACUCGCUGCUCAACUCGCAGCGGAAGCGGCUGCACAGUGCGGCCUCGCGGCUGCACAAGCUGAAGAGCGAGGGCUUCAUGAAGGUUCUCAAGUGCGAGGUGGAGCUGAUGGCCAGGAUGGCCAAGACCAUCGACAGCUUCACGCAGAACCAGACCCGGCUGGUGGUCAUCAUCGACGGGCUGGACGCCUGCGAGCAGGACAAAGUGCUGCAGAUGCUGGACACGGUCCGGGUGCUGUUCUCCAAAGGGCCCUUCAUCGCCAUCUUUGCGAGCGACCCGCACAUCAUCAUCAAGGCCAUCAACCAGAACCUCAACAGCGUGCUGCGCGACUCCAACAUCAACGGCCAUGACUACAUGCGCAACAUCGUGCACCUGCCCGUGUUCCUCAACAGCCGGGGCCUGAGCGGCGCCAAGAAGUACCUGGUCACCGCCACCAACGGGGACAUCCCCUGCCCCGACAGCACAGGGACACAGGAGGACGCUGACAGAAGAGUCUCCCAGAUCAGCCUCGGAGACAUGGCCAAGCUUGGCAGCAAGACAGCCCUCAACAGACGGGACACGUACCGCCGGCGGCAGAUGCAGCGCACCGUCACCCGGCAGAUGUCCUUCGACCUGACGAAGCUGCUGGUGACGGAGGACUGGUUCAGUGACAUCAGCCCUCAGACCAUGCGGAGGCUCCUCAACAUCGUCUCCGUGACAGGGCGGCUGCUGAGAGCCAAUCAGAUUAGCUUUAACUGGGACCGCCUGGCCAGCUGGAUCAACCUCACUGAGCAGUGGCCGUACCGCACGUCCUGGCUCAUCCUGUACUUGGAGGAGACGGAGGGCAUUCCGGACCAGAUGACCCUGAAGACCAUCUACGAGAGAAUCUCAAAGAACAUCCCGACGACCAAGGACGUGGAGCCGCUGCUGGAGAUCGACGGGGACGUCAGGAACUUCGAGGUGUUCCUGGCCUCGCGGACGCCCGUGCUGGUGGCGCGCGACGUGAAGACCUUUCUGCCCUGCACCGUGAACCUGGACCCCAAGCUGCGGGAGAUCAUUGCCGAUGUCCGCGCUGCCCGGGAGCAGAUCAACAUCGGCGGCCUGGCCUACCCCCCGCUGCCCUUGCACGAAGCCGCCCCCCGGCCCGCGUCCGGCUACAGCCAGCCCCCGUCCGUCUGCUCCUCGACCACCUCCUUCAACGGCCCCUUCGCCGGGGGCGUGGUGUCCCCCCAGCCGCACAGCAGCUACUACAGCGGGAUGACGGGGCCCCAGCACCCCUUCUACAACCGGCCAUUCUUUGCCCCCUACUUUUACUCGCCACGGUAUUACCCUGGCGGUUCCCAACAUCUCAUCUCACGUCCAACAGUAAAAUCGAGUUUGUCCAGAGAUCAAACCAAUGGCCUAGAGGUCAUCAAGGAGGACGCAGCUGAGGGGCUCCCCUCGCCCACCAGCCCCUCGAGGGCGCGGCCGUGGACGGGACAGCCGCCGACGCCGUGGGGCGCGGGCCCGGCCCCCGGCGUGGGGGCGCUGAGCGCCAUGACCGUGGAUGCCGUGUGCGAGCGGCUGAAGCAGAUCGAGGGGCUGGAGCCGAGCAUGCUGCCGCAGUACUGCGCCACCAUCCGCAAGGCCAACGUCAACGGCCGUGUGCUGGCGCAGUGCGACCUCGAGGAGCUGAAGAAGGAGAUGAGCAUGAACUUCGGGGACUGGCACCUGUUCCGGAGUGCGGUGCUGGAGCUGCGGAGCGCGGAGCACCAGGCGGCCGCGGAGGACCUGCGGCUGCUCAACGAGAACAACAGCGGCCCCGCGGCCCCGGGGGAGCCGGCCCGCAGGGCCCCCCACGAGCUGCCGCACACCGAGCUCCCGGGCCAGGCCCCCUACACCCUCAACUUCAGCUUCGAGGAGCUCAACACGCUGGGCCUGGAGGAGGGCGCCCCGCGGCACAGCAACCUCAGCUGGCAGUCGCAGCCGCGCAGAACGCCCAGCCUGUCGAGCCUCAACUCGCAGGACUCCAGCAUCGAGAUCUCCAAGCUGACGGACAAGGUGCAGGCGGAGUACCGGGACGCCUACAGGGAGUACAUCGCGCAGAUGUCGCAGCUAGAAGGGGGGCCGGGCUCCACGGCCGUCAGCGGCAGGUCCUCCCCGCACAGCACGUGCUACCUGGGCCCCAGCGCCUCGGGGGGCUCCCUGCACGCGGCCCUGGAGCCGGACAAGGCCAAGGACGGCGAGCCGAGGCCGGAGGACGGGCGGAAGCCGUUCCUGCUGAAGCGGGCCGACGUCCUGGACUACUCCUCGUCCGGGAUCUCCACCAGCGACGCCUCCCCGCUGGACCCCAUCACCGAGGAGGACGAGCGGUCCGACCAGGCCGCCAGCAAGCUGCUCCCGGGCCGCAAGUCCUCCGAGCGGCCCAGCCUCUUCCAGACGGACCUGAAGCUCAAGGGCGGCGGCCUGCGCUACCAGAAGCUCCCCAGCGACGAGGACGAGUCCGGCCCCGAGGAGUCCGACCACACGCCCCUGCUGCGCGAGGACAAGGACCGGAAGGCCGAGGGCCGGGCGGAGCGGGCGGCCCGGUCGCCCGAGCGCGGCGCCGAGCCCCUGCGCUCCUUCAUCAAGGCCAAGGAGUACCUGUCGGACGCGCUGCUGGACAAGAAGGACUCGUCCGACUCGGGCGUGCGCUCCAGCGAGAGCUCCCCCAGCCACUCGCUGCUCAACGAGGCGGGCGACGCGCGGCUGGACAAGGCCGACCUCAUCGAGCUGGGGGAGGACGGCCCCCGCGGGCCGCCGCGCAGCCUGAGCGGCCUGCCCGAGCCCGGCCUGGCCCGCAUGUCCAUCUGCUCCGAGGACAAGCCGAGCCCGUCCGAGUGCAGCCUGGUGGCCAGCAGCCCCGAGGAGGCCUGGCCCGCCGGCCCCAAGGCCUUCAACCUCAACCGCACGCCCAGCACCGUGACCCUCAACAACAACAGCGCCCCGGCCGGCAGGCCCACCCAGGGCCUCGACGAGAGGGAGGGGCCCCGGGACACGGGCCCCGUCCCGCUGCGGCCCAGCCCCAGCGCCACCGCCCUGCACAACGAGAACCUGCGGGGCCCGGCGCCCAAGCGGGGCCCCCGGGCCAGCUACGCCCGGCUCUCCAAGGAGGCCUCCGAGCUGCUGGCCGCGGCCGCCGACAGCGCCGGCUUCGGGGAGGAGCGGGAGAGCAUCCUGUAGGGAGCCCGCGGGCGGCACCCGAGGCCGGGGCAGCGGACCGGGCUGUAGGGCGAGGGCACCCUUUCAUUCCCGUGUGUCUGUUGUGUGUGUACAGUGAGCGCAAGGCCGUGGGCAGAGG
Messenger RNA from Pipistrellus kuhlii (Kuhl's pipistrelle), 5618 nucleotides. It is a transcript of the gene KIDINS220, whose product is annotated as kinase D interacting substrate 220. NCBI's taxonomy places the organism in Eukaryota, Metazoa, Chordata, Mammalia, Chiroptera, Vespertilionidae. The record is from RefSeq and is a predicted model, not a curated record. Gene Ontology annotation, molecular function: protein binding. The transcript is spliced from 30 exons. Bases 176 to 5500 code for a protein of 1774 amino acids.